AUGGAAAGGAAUGCCAAGAAAUGCGAGAAGGAAGAAAAAGCACAAAAGAAUAAAGUAACUGACGCAAUUAAGAAAGGAAAUAUGGAGAUGGCCCAAGUGCAUGCCGAGAACGCGAUUCGGAAGAAGAAUGAGGGCUUGAACUAUAUGCGAAUGUCAGCACGCAUUGAUGCGGUGGCAGCUCGAGUUCAAUCGGCAGCUACGCAGAAGCGCGUUACUCAAAGUAUGUCUGGUGUGGUGAAAGCAAUGGAAUCGGCAAUGCGUUCGAUGAAUCUUGAGAAGGUGCAGAAUCUGAUGGAUCGUUUCGAGAAGGACUUCGAGAAUCUGGACGUGCAGUCGGCCACUAUGGAAGGAUCAAUGAAUGCAACAACGACGCUGAAUGCACCACAAGCACAAGUCAACGCACUUAUACAAGAGGCUGCCGAUAAGGCUGGACUGGAACUGAACAUGGAAAUGCCAGCUCAAGCCACCACGACGAUCGGAGGUCGCGUGGCCACGUCAAGUGCUGAAAACGACGAGUUGACCCAACGUCUUGCUGCGCUCAGGCAAAACUGA
Messenger RNA from Anisakis simplex (herring worm), 552 nucleotides. The record is from the annotation of a GenBank genome assembly. Lineage: Eukaryota; Metazoa; Nematoda; Chromadorea; Rhabditida; Anisakidae.